Puccinia graminis f. sp. tritici CRL 75-36-700-3 is the source of this 519-nucleotide messenger RNA. RefSeq lists its product as uncharacterized. The record is from RefSeq and is a predicted model, not a curated record. Lineage: Eukaryota; Fungi; Basidiomycota; Pucciniomycetes; Pucciniales; Pucciniaceae. The transcript is spliced from 4 exons. The coding region runs from base 1 to 519 and encodes 172 amino acids.
AUGAGCAUCUUCAUCUUCGGCUCUCGAGAGUCGGCCUUUGAUUCAACAAACACACAGAAGAUGAAAGCUUUUUGGAUGGUAUUCGGGCUUGUAGCCUUAUUGCACCUUCACCAUCUCUCAGCAACCCAUGAUCCGAACAUGAUGCUUUCAGAUAUAGCCUCAUACCCAACGGGGGCCGGAUCGAGCUUCACAGAAAAUCACUCCUCCGGCCUUAACCAGCAAGGCAGCAUUCCACUUUCGGUUCCCUUGACAGCCCGCAAUCAGCAUUCGAAAAGGUUGAUGUUAUUUGAUUAUAUGGGCGUGGAAGGCCAAAGGGAGUCUUCAUUAUCCUUGCGACGUGCCGGCCGUGACACCACAGAACAUACCGUUUAUCAGCCAGCUUCAAAACAACAAAAGCUUGAUCUCACUUUGUCAUUGGGACUACCAGGUAUGGGCAAAGAUGCAACUGUCCUCCCGAAUUCAUCGAGUUCUUCUUGCCUAAAAUCGAGUCCUUUUGAAGAGGAGAAAGAUCACUCGUAG